Messenger RNA from Rotaria sp. Silwood2, 1431 nucleotides. Lineage: Eukaryota; Metazoa; Rotifera; Eurotatoria; Philodinida; Philodinidae. The record is from the annotation of a GenBank genome assembly.
AUGUCCUUUCCUACUGAUUUAAGCACAAUCAAUCAUGAUAUACACGAGUUAUUUAUUCAGUUAAUGAAUGCUUUGGCUCCAAUGGAUAAACCAGGACCAAUGGGUGGUCGAUGUGAAUUAGAGACUAAUCAAAUGGAAAUAUUCUUAAAAGAAAACUUUGAUUUUGAGAAUAUUCCUAGUGAAUAUAUUGUUCAAGGAGUGAGAUCAUUUCGGGUUGGUCGACUACCAUCACUACAAUCUCUAGAUAAAGAUUUAGUAAUUAAUUUUCCAUCUGAAACAUAUGAAAAUCCAUUUAAAAUGACUAUCGGUGAAAUUCAAAAGUGGCAACAAUCAUAUGUUGUUUAUGCUGCUCAAGAUAAUGAUUUAUCCAUCGAUAAGGAAUUUCUUAAACGAGCUCUACAAGGUCAAAGUAAAGAUGGAGAUGAAGCAUUUCGCAUGAAAUUUGUAACUCGAAUUAGUACAUGUCCGAUUUUAAUGGAAUUUGAUGCUCAAGUCAUUUCACGAAAAUUAGAAGAAGAUUGGCCUAAUAGAAUUAAACUUGUAUCUGUUACUGGUAUUGAUUUUGCUGGACGAAAACAUGAUAUUCAAGAUAUCUAUACGUAUUUGACUAACUGGAGCAAUGUUUAUGCUCUCGAUCCUCACACAAACCAACCUUUAGUAUAUGGUGGACGAGAUUUUUGUCCUAACAGAAAUGUUCGUGGUCUACUCAACACUGACCGUUUAUCUUAUGAUCUGAUUCGUAUGGCUCGUUUACGACUUCGUGCAUGUGAUUAUGAGGGUGUACAAAUUGUUGUUGAAACAGGCAUUGGAUUGGGUGUCUUUGCUGGUAGACAAAUUGGAAUUGAUGAUCAAACACGUUCAUUUACAGCUCGAGCCAUCAAAAAAGUACUUGAAGAAGAUGGUUCUAAGUAUUCAAAUAUAAGAGCAGUUGUGUUUGCUUUGCCUAUUUUCGAAAUUGAUGAAUCAACAUCAACAUACAAUUAUUUUAUUAAUAUCUUUGAAAAUGAAUAUUCUGGAUCGAUACCUGUUUUGAUCGUUGAUCAAGAUAUGCAUCGUUUAACAGUGGCUAUUGCUAAAAAAGGUUUUUUCGUCUCGGAACUCAAUCCAGCCGAUUCACAUGGAGUUUUUGGUGAGUAUUGGCAAAAUCGAGGACCGGCUGUGGAAGAAAAAUUAGCGUUAACAACAGUUGGACUAUUGGUACAACAUCAUAUUUUCAAUGACAAACAUGUAUUGAAUGAUAAUAACUACAAAUUUAUUUCUAUGGGCGACAAUCUCCCUGUGCACACAGGAAUAUCGACACCUUCAUCAUUUUUGAAUGCUGGAUAUCUAUUACAAGCUUUGCAACAAAGAUUAGGUUGGAUAGGAACGUGGAUUAUAUGGAUUUUCCUGUGUCCAUUUAACAGAAAACGUGAUGAUGAUCACAUUGUAUAA